Messenger RNA from Strongylocentrotus purpuratus (purple sea urchin), 4569 nucleotides. It is a transcript of the gene riok3, whose product is annotated as serine/threonine-protein kinase RIO3. Gene Ontology annotation, biological process: protein phosphorylation; maturation of SSU-rRNA. NCBI's taxonomy places the organism in Eukaryota, Metazoa, Echinodermata, Echinoidea, Camarodonta, Strongylocentrotidae. Gene Ontology annotation, cellular component: preribosome, small subunit precursor; cytosol. Gene Ontology annotation, molecular function: ATP binding; protein serine/threonine kinase activity. The transcript is spliced from 13 exons. Bases 703 to 2415 code for a protein of 570 amino acids. The record is from RefSeq and is a predicted model, not a curated record.
GUGUACUAGAAAACCUGUCUGAUUACCCGAUGUUGUGCAAUCCACCGGGUUGCUAUUUCGGGAAUAUUACCCCUCAAAAUAACCACAAUUUCGCCAUAACACAGCCUUUUCAUCGUGAGAACUUAUAUUUUUGGGUGGAUAAACCUGGAAGGGUCAUUGUUUUACGUUUUCCCGUAGUGGAAACACUCCAUCAGAGAGGUAACAAUGUUUUACUUUUAGUUUUAAUUUUACGUUUUAGUGUUGGUGCAUGCAUGGUGAACCGAUAACUGCAGUGCAACAUGCAGUGCAGUGCUAGUGCAUUGCAAGUCUGCAUGUCGGAUUAUGUUUGUUGUGAAGAAGAUGAUGUACUGUGCUGUGUGCUGCAUGCUAUGUGUGACCCGAUCCGAGAACUUGGGCUGUGGCAGGCUAAACCAUAGACGUAGUGUAGUAGAGAGGUCUAAAGUGCUACGCUGCUUAUAAAUCUAGUUUCUCUAGCUGGAUACAGGAAACUAAUCUCAGGAAUUUCUCAGGCGGUUUCCCCACGCUUCAAAUUCAAGAAGGGGAAGUUCUAACAUCUGAAACAACCAAGAGCAAAGGGGAUACUAUCUAAGGAACAUUAAUUAAAACAUCAGGAUCUCGCCAAUCAAAUCUACCUUCAAGUUACACCACCUCAACAACAUAAGUCGUAUCAAUUCAAAUUGUAAUCUGGUCAAAGACAGAACAAUGAGUACGGGAGGAAAAGUUGCAUGGCCUGCUGCCAACCCUUGGGGCAAAAGCCCGCCUGUUGCUGUCUCGUCACUGAGUAGUGUCAUGGAUGAGGAGUAUGCCUUACAACUGCAGAAGGAGGAAGAGAGAGUCGCUGUGCCAAACGCUGAUGCAAGUCCCACACUGGCCACACAUGACAUCCCAUGUGAUGUCAUGAUUGAAGAAGGCAAGGAGACCGACAGUGAUCUUCUUCUGGCUCAGAUGCUUCAGCUUCAGUUUAACAGAGAGUAUGAUGCUGAACUCUCCAGGGAGGAACAGAAAUACAACAAAGAUAGCAAAGUUGGUAUAUCCUUCUCAAAUUAUCGUUCUGUCCAUCCUGCGUAUGAUGACGAUGAAGAUGAUGAUGAUGAUGAUGAUUACCAAGAAGAAUGGAUUCUUGGUGAUGAAGGAAGAGAAGCGGAAUUACUUGCACCACCUAGCCCUACGCCGGGACAGAAGAAGUCGAUCGUUACAAAACACGAUGCACAAGUAUGUGGGAGGAAGAACGCCAGUAGAGUCAUGAAUCAGUUUCCGCCUGCCUUUCCCACCGGUAACAGCUUUGGGAUGGAUAUGAAGCUAUCAAACAGUGUCUACAACGUGCUCAAGAUACACUCACAGAAAGAAGAGAGUAAAGCACAGAGACUGCACGAGAAGAAAGAACAUUCAACAGCUGAAAUGGCUGUGGAUUCUCGAACCAGGAUCAUGCUGUAUAAACUUGUCAACAACGGUAUGUUAGACUCGAUUACAGGCACCAUCAGCACCGGCAAAGAGGCAGUUGUCAUUCAUGCAUAUGGAGGACAAAUUGAUGAUCACAUUAUACCACCGGAGUGUGCCCUGAAGGUCUUCAAGACGACGCUGAACGAGUUCAAGAAACGAGACCAGUACAUCCGCAACGACUACCGCUUCAGAGCCCGCUUCAAGAAACAGAACCCACGUAAAUUCAUCCAAAUGUGGGCUGAGAAGGAGAUGCACAAUCUCAAUCGGAUGCGAGAGGCUGGAAUCCGAUGCCCAGAGGUUGUGUUGCUACGGAAACACAUCCUGGUCAUGUCUUACAUUGGCAAAGACCAGAAGGCAGCACUCAAACUCAAGCACGUGAAAUUCUCUGUUAGCGAGGCACAGUGUGUCUAUGAAGAGUGUCUCGAGAUGAUAGUGAAGUUGUAUCGUCAGUGUAACUUGAUUCAUGCCGACUUGAGUGAAUACAACAUCUUAUGGCACGAAGGGCAUCUAUGGUUCAUCGAUGUCAGUCAGUCUGUAGAGCCAACCCACCCUCAUGGCUUAGAGUUUCUUCUCAGGGAUUGCACAAACAUCAGCAAUUUCUUCCGUAAGCUUGGAGUCCAUGGUGUUCUCAAGCCUCAUGAGCUCUUCAACAUGGUGACAGGUCUGGAGCUUCAGUUUGGAGAUGAGCAGGAGUUUCUCUGUCGGAUCGAAGCCCUGCAGCAGAGUGAGAAGUUCAAGCCUUCCAGUCCCAAGGAGAACAACUUCGCCUUUGACUACUUCUUCGACAAGGUGAAGGGCGAGGAGCAGGAAGGGGAAGCAGAAGAAGGGAAGAAGAAGAAGAAGAGGAAGAAGAAGAAGGAGAAGCAGAAGAAGGAGAAACCGAAGGAGGAGAGACUCAAUCUGAUAAUGGGAGCAGUGAUCAAGCCAGUGGUUCCUCAAAGAAGGAUUAAUUACUUGGAUUAUGUCCCACGUUAAGAGAAGUAGGGGGAGGGGGGUGGUUUUCCUGGAAGUAUCCAGACAUAGAUGUAGUCUUAGAUGACAGCGGCUUUAAUUAGAGCAUUUAUCAUCAAGUUAUUUUUUAUUAUGUCAGUCUGUAUAUAUUCCUGUGGUUCUUCUGUACCUGUUGUGUCCCCGUGCUCCCUUCCAUUCAUCUUUCUUCUCUCUCUCUCUACCAUGUCCCCUUCUUUCACCCCCCCCCCCCUCCCCCCCCCCCCCCCCUCCCCCCCCCCCCCCCCCCCCCCCAAUCCAUCCCUUUCUGUCUCUCCCUGUCACCUAGCCCUCUCCUCUUGCCCGAUCCAUUCCCAAGUUUUCAGUAGUUUCUUUGAUUAAACUUGAUCGGUCAUUUGGACAGAAUAGUUCUUAUAAAGGAAGUUUCUGAACAACAUUGAUGUUUAAGAAUAAAAUGGCUAAAAUACAUGCCAGUGAUAUGGAAUUCACUUUCAGGCAACUGGAUGAAACAAAAGAAUGAUUGAUGAUGUUAGUUAUUAUCCAUUUCAUUCUUUUCUUCUGUAUAGAAACCUAUCUUAAAAAUGUGAACUUUUAAGGGGAAUUGCUUUUUUUAGAUUGUUUGAUUGGGUAAAAGCUUUAAUAACAGAGUAGCAGAUUAGUGAAAAGUGAAGAAAAUCAUAACUCCUGAUUAAUUUUUAUAUUUAAUUUUUAGAAUAUUUUUUUUAAGUUUUACAUUUAAUUUUUUUGAAGUCAUAAUGCACAUUCACUUUUUGUUUUAAUGGAAUCCUAUACAACGGCUUUAAAUUAUUUUUUUAAUUAGUGCGAGUGUCCCAAUUUACUUUCAUUUGCAAUACCAGCUUGAACAGAAAAAUGCUCAAAACCUCAGAUAAAUGAUGUAAGCGUAAUGCAAGCUUUCGCCCAAAUCACAGAAAUUUCAUGGUUCAAACUUUAAAUUUUUCUGAUACUUAAGCAGCAGGAUUGACCUGUUACAUGCUUAAAGGGAAAUCCGACCUCAAUAGACAACUUCUUUCAAAGAACGCAGACAAAAUUAGAGAAGCAAAUGGGUAAAAGAUUUAACCUAAUCGGCCACAAAUAAGAAAGUUACAAAUUAUUGAAAGUUUUAAUCACUAAAGGUACGAGUACUUCAAAUUGGCUGAAUCGGUUGUGUAACUGUGAGGUGGUGCCUGACACUUAUCCCAUUUGUUUCAACACACAAAAUGAUUAAAAUUUAUUUAAUUUUCUUCAAAAUGUAUGAAUCAGGAGGGUCUUUUGUUUUUGAGAAGACCUUUUAUAAUAUACUAUCUAUGAUAUAUUUGGAGUAGUGCCCCAUGGGCCUGGAAGAUGUAUUUUUUUUAAACACAACAAAUGGGAGAGUUAUCCCCAACUACAUCACAAUCCACUGACCAAAUUGCCAAUAUGAGAUCCGCAUCUAGAUGUAAUGAUCUCCUAUUUCAAACAUUCAUAACUUUUGCAUUAUUGGACUGAUUUAUUUCAAACUUUUGCCAUUAAGUUUCUUUGAUUCUUUUGCUUUCAUAUAAAUGAACUUAUUACAAAGGUUGGAUUGCCCAUUAUUAAAAGUUAAAUGGAACAGACGAUGCCUUGCCUUAAGUCUACAGUAUUUUAUCAUUGGGUGUCUCUUACUUUACCAAAUAUUGUGAAAUUCCGAUCCUUAAUAAUACUUGGUCUGAUCCAAGUGCUAGAAGAACUUUAUACAAUCAUUAGAUAUACAUGUACUUUAUCUCAUAUAUGCUCAGUAUUAAAAGUAUGGGACAAAAUAGCAUAUACUUGCUCCUGUAGUAAAGUUGUCUCUUUGGUGCAAAUUUUAUCUGAGGAUUGCAAGAUCUUUGCAAUUGCUGGAUGAUAUCUAUCUUGCAAUUCAUGAUGUCGAAUGAUUUUGAGAUAAAUAUUGGUACACAAAGUGAUGUUUUUGUUUCAGUGUUUCACUUCAAAUGUGCAGUUUUCCAUAAGUUUGCCCCUUCAAUCACAAAUAUUUUGAUGAAAUGCAAAUUUUGUGUUAAGUAAUUAAUGAUUUGCAGGACAUUUGGAUGGUAAUGAUAUUCAAUUUUUGUGAUAACAUCUUGUAAUUUCAAUUGACAUUAAUUUAUUUAAGGGUAAUUUUUAUUCUAUUUAUGAAACUGUUCUUUGUUUUGAAAAAAAGUAAAUCAAAGAAACUGAAAUAAA